AUGAGAGAAAGCCUUGUGCAAGGCAUGGAUGGAAGUGUAAAGCUUCUUGACGAAUACCUGUGUAAAGGAUAUUCUGUCUAUGGCGUGAACACCGGCUUCGGAGGCAGUGCCGACUCACGUACAGAGGAUUUUAGCAGUCUACAGACUGCUUUAUUACAGCAUCAACAAGCAGGAAUUUUGACUGAGGUAGAUCAGAUGCUUACGGCUCCAAACCAGGAUAUCGGUUUUCACAGCAUGCCCGUGACCUGGGUGAGGGCUACAAUGCUCGUUCGAUGCAAUCAUGCGUUACGAGGCCAUUCCGGCGUUCGCUUGAAUUUGAUUGAGGCAAUUCUUCAGCUUCUCCGGACGGGGAUAACCCCAGUGGUGCCCCUUCGAGGUUCUAUCUCAGCCUCUGGCGAUUUAAUGCCACUUUCCUAUAUUGCUGGGGUACUGGAAGGCAAUUCAGAUAUCCUCGUUUGCAUUACCAUUGGCGAGAAUAUACAGGUUGUUACCGCUCAGGAAGCACUUCCUAAGGCUAGCCUUGAGCCCUUCAUUCUAGGCCCAAAAGAAGGCCUUGCCUUGAUCAACGGCACGGCAGCGUCUACUGCAGUCGGUUGCCUCGCAGCACACGACUCAAACCAACUGGUCCUCCUUGCUCAGAUGCUGGUCGCAAUGUCAUGCGAAGCUCUGAUCGGGAAUGCAGAAAGCUAUCACCCUUUCAUUGCCGCAGUGCAACCGCACCCUGGACAGGUUGAGUGUGCAAGUAAUAUUCUACGUUUCCUCCAUGGCUCAUCUUUGGCACAAAUGCUAGAACAAGAUAACAAGUACAAGACUGGCCUUGUUCAAGAUCGAUACUCUCUUCGAGGAACUCCACAGUGGUUAGGUCCUCAACUAGAAGAGUUAUCCACUAUUUUAUCACAGCUGACUACGGAGCUCAACUCAACAUCGGAUAACCCAAUUAUAAAUACCGAAGCUGGGGCGGUCUACUCUGGUGCAAACUUCAUUGCAGCAUCUAUAUCCUCCGCUAUGGAGAAAAAUCGACUGUCGUUACAAAUGAUAGGUAAACUGCUCUUUAGCCUAUCCUCCGAGUUAAUCAACCCAACUCUUAACAAGGGCUUACCUCCUAACCUAGUGGUCGAUGACCCUAGCCUAUCCUUUACAAUGAAGGGCAUAGAUAUCAGCAUGGCUGCCUAUAUGUCCGAGCUAGCCUACGUCACUAACCCAGUAACUUCCCAUAUACAAUCAGCAGAAAUGCAUAAUCAGUCUAUCAACUCACUCGCAUUAAUCUCUGCCCGAUAUACAAUGCAAGCUACUGAGCUUGUCGCUCUUAUGUGUGCCGCUCACUUAUAUGUGGUUUGCCAAGCUUUGGACUUGCGAGUGCUCCACAUUACCUACCUUCAUAAAUUGAAGGAAGGGCUGCGAUUAAUCAUUCAAGAUCUAUUCCAGAAAGUUCCGACAGAGCACCAGGACGCCUUCGAACACGACCUUUAUAAGACUAUUUCGGAUUCUUGGAACGCUUCCACACGAUUGGAUCUCAAUGAAAGGUGUCUUUCCCUUGCAGAUGUUUCUUUACCUGUCCUUAUCAACCAUUCUCGCAAGUUCAGAUCAGUUCUUGCAACAGAUGCUUUGGAUAGUUUCCGGGAGAGUAUUCGAAAAUUAGCACAAUCAACUUUCAUCGCCACGCGGGAGCAAUUCGUCCUUAAACAAAAUACUUCUUUGUUUCUAGGAAGCGCGUCAAAGAGGUUAUAUUCCUUUAUCAGGAAUGAACUUGGAGUGCCUUUGCACCAAGGUCUCUCUGAUCAUCCGGGCCAAAGGCCAGGCCCUAGCAUCAGUGGACGGUCAAGGAAGACAAUUGGCUCGUGGGUAUCGAUCAUUUACAAAGCCAUCCGCGACGGAAGAAUGUGGGGGCCCAUGGUCGACAUUCUGCAGGCAAAAGCUAGUGCUCAACCGUAGUGCUGCUUAAAAGGACUUCAAAUGGCAUAUAAAGUCUGCUUUCUAUCUGAUACAUGGUGUACAAAGAAAUGGUGAGAGAAUGUUAGUACCCUGUUAAUUUCAAUUAUACAAAUUCAU
This is a messenger RNA of Fusarium odoratissimum NRRL 54006, 2049 nucleotides long. Its product is annotated as phenylalanine ammonia-lyase. Gene Ontology annotation, biological process: L-phenylalanine catabolic process. The record is from RefSeq and is a predicted model, not a curated record. Gene Ontology annotation, cellular component: cytoplasm. Gene Ontology annotation, molecular function: ammonia-lyase activity. The transcript is spliced from 2 exons. The coding region runs from base 1 to 1932 and encodes 643 amino acids. NCBI's taxonomy places the organism in Eukaryota, Fungi, Ascomycota, Sordariomycetes, Hypocreales, Nectriaceae.